AUGUCUCGCCGAACUCUUUUUGAAGAAGACCUUCUUGUUGACAUCCCUGAUGUCAUAACUGUGCAAUCCACUCCAUCUCUUUAUAGUCAAUCCAACAUGCUCAUGCCUCCAGUAACUCAAUAUCUCGAAAGAGAAGCACAUGAAUUGGGACUAACCAGGGUACUGCAGUGCUACAACGAAUUUAAUGAUGUGCAGAUCUUACGCGCGUUGCCAAAAACAGUCCCACCAAACCCACCCCCUUCUUUGCCAAAACCUCCUUCAUCAUUGUUAUCGUCAUCGUCAUCGUCUUCUUCACAAAUUGGACAAAUUCUAGGCAAACCAUACGUCGACAUAACCCAUCUUUACAAUCUUGACAGAGAACUAGGGAGAGGUCAAUCUGGGAUCACUUAUCUCUGUACAGAGAAAGCCACUGGGUUGAAAUACGCGUGUAAGUCGAUAUUGAGACGACAAGUUGUGAGUCAGAAGAAGGACAUUGAGGAUGUAAGGAUAGAGAUUGAGAUUCAACAGCAUUUGAGUGGGCAACGCAAUAUAGUUGAAUUCGAGGGUGCUUAUGAGGCUCGGAGUAAUCUGUAUUUGGUAAUGGAGUUGUGCUCUGGCGGCGAUCUUUCCGAUCGGAUUACGGCCAAGGGCAGUUAUUCGGAGAAAGAGGCGGCGAGGAUUGGCCGACAGAUUGUGAAUAUGGUACAUGUGUGUCAUUUUACGGGGGUGAUGCAUAGGGACUUGAGGCCUGAGAAUUUCUUGCUUGUGAGCAGGGACGAGGAUGCUCCAUUGAAAGUCACUGGUUUCGGGCUCUCUGUUUUCAUUGAGGAAGGUAUUACAUCGUGGGUCUUUGUGGAUUUGAUUUUGACUCUUUUUUUUUUAAGCUUAUUGUCUUGUUAUCUGAUUUUAGAAUUGCAUUCGUUCAUGAAUAGGGCUCCUAAAAUUUAUCAUAUAUUGAUACUAUACUAGCAUGCAUAAGUGUUGG
Molecule: messenger RNA, 964 nt
Organism: Camellia sinensis
Lineage: Eukaryota; Viridiplantae; Streptophyta; Magnoliopsida; Ericales; Theaceae
Source: RefSeq, a predicted model, not a curated record